This is a messenger RNA of Fusarium redolens, 1354 nucleotides long. RefSeq lists its product as uncharacterized. The record is from RefSeq and is a predicted model, not a curated record. The coding region runs from base 65 to 1030 and encodes 321 amino acids. The transcript is spliced from 2 exons. NCBI's taxonomy places the organism in Eukaryota, Fungi, Ascomycota, Sordariomycetes, Hypocreales, Nectriaceae.
CCCGAUUGUAAGUUGGCCUGACCUAUCUCUCGCCCUCAAUUGAUCCAUAGACUAAAGCUAACUGAUGCCAAGUGUCAACAUCGAUAAUAACGCAAAGAACUGCAAGCAAGACGAUGCUGUCAAGAACAACGUCUGGAGCUUCUCUGCCGCCUACCAGAACUACAUGAACAACCUCUUUGACGGUACAGAGUCUUACUCCAUCAAUCCCAUCGUGCAAAAGGCCGCCGACGACGUCAUCGCGCGAAUGGAUAUUAACAUGGCUGCUCUUCAAGCCCGACUUGCAACACUGAGCACCUCUGAGCAGGAUUUGGUGACCAAGUGGCAGUCCCGCUACGCUCCUCUCAAAACUGCGACAUACCAGGUCUCAUUUACAUGGGACUUCACGUACACGAGCUUGAAGAGGAGACAGGACGAUGGUGAGGAGGGGGAGUCUUGCGCGGUUCCUACUACUUCUAUCUCUCGCACAAGCCAAGAGGCCGUUACCACCGAGGAGCCUACCCGCACCACCUCUGUCGCUACACCGACUGAGUCAGAGUGGGAGGGAGUAUGCCCAACGCAAUGGGAAAUCGUAGUCGAGGACGGCAAACUCCCCGACGGCGCCGGAGAAAAGUGUCUCUGCAAAGCCACGCCCUCUCUCGACGAUCAAUCACCCUACCAACCCGAACAACUCGACGCUGCGAUCGGCGACUUCUGCGACGGUUCGAGGACCCUUCACUACAUCAAGAACGGGAUUCCUGAAAAGAUAAACCGCGACUACUAUAUCGGGAACAAGUCGGUUCUGUCGCUGGGCGUACAGUUCACAACAUUGCCGGCCGAGCGAUGUAAGACGCCUGCUGGAGAUGUUGUAUUGGCCGAACAGUGCAAGACUUCUCUACAGAGGCUCAAGUGCCAAAAUAAGAAGGACAAUUAUGGUGGAUUUUAUGUUGAGGCUACUGAUGAUGGAUGUUAUCUGUGGUCUGCUGGUGUCGGAUGGUCGAGCGAUGGGCAGUGGCCUGGGGCGGUUGAUCUUCCUCCUGUUCAGGGAUCCUAAACUCGUCUAAAUUUAGGAAUAAGGCUCUAGAAUGUUAGUAAAUAUUUGAAGAUAUUAGAAAAAUUCUUAGGCCAUUUUAGUAAAGUUCCCUAAACGUUUAUCUUGCCUCUGUCGAAUGCUGGUAUUGAGGCUGCAGGCGCAGUGGCCAAAGACGUUGCGAGAGACACUUCACUGGCAGGGAAUUGAACAGUCAAGUAGUAACCCGGACCUGCGCUAUUCUACCAAUUAAUCUCUCGUUAGUACCGAUUGACGGCCAUGAUAAUGCUGGCCCACGAUGAAUAAGAUGACCCCGAGAGAUGUUUCUGGGCGAAGGUGGCGAAUGGU